Hippocampus comes (tiger tail seahorse) is the source of this 2226-nucleotide messenger RNA. It is a transcript of the gene eif5, whose product is annotated as eukaryotic translation initiation factor 5. The coding region runs from base 698 to 1996 and encodes 432 amino acids. Gene Ontology annotation, molecular function: eukaryotic initiation factor eIF2 binding; translation initiation factor activity; GDP-dissociation inhibitor activity. The record is from RefSeq and is a predicted model, not a curated record. Gene Ontology annotation, biological process: translational initiation; formation of cytoplasmic translation initiation complex. Lineage: Eukaryota; Metazoa; Chordata; Actinopteri; Syngnathiformes; Syngnathidae. Gene Ontology annotation, cellular component: cytosol. The transcript is spliced from 12 exons.
UGAUUUCUCGCGACACAGAUUUUACGGUCGCAGAUUGACUAGUCAAUGAUGUUUAGCUAACAGACGACUGGGUUAAAACCUUUUGUUUUUUACUCAGAAUAUCGCGAUUUAAUCGGCGUGAUUGCGCUGAGCUAAUAAAGACGUCAUUGCUCUUCGCCCUGUGUAGCAUCGGGGCUGGGACUAUUUCCUGUCGAGAAAGGUCUCGAAACUACAGAGGACGUUUUUGGAUACAGCGGCCCGCGCCGUCUUGUCAAGUCUUUUGCUCCCCCCUUUCGUCGGCUCUUUCCCCCUUGAGCAGCGUUUAAAAAAAAAAAAAAAAGUGAGAGAGGCCCCCCUCCUCCUUCCUCAUCAUCCUCCUCGUCACACAGCACCCGAGAAGCCUGCUGCAAUCCAUACAAGACCAGCGGCAGUCAUCGACAUCGUUCACUGCGCCUCUUGGGACGAUCAGCGUCGUGUUUAUGUCUUUAUUUUGCGAAAACGAGCUGUUGCGCAGCCGUUGGAACCUGUGUGGUGGAAACUUAGCCUUCAAGCGGGGAGCUUGCGGCCACGGCGGCACGGCGUUUUUCAUGUCAGAGACCGAGCGCGCUUGCAGUCGUUUAUGUCAUCCCCUCUUUUCCAGACAGAAGAUCCCGGAAAGUCCCCAAUCACGAUCCUCUUAUUUCACUGCUAGUAGCGCCGCACGCGUCGUCCAGCCAACAUGUCUGUCAAUGUCAACCGCAGCGUGUUGGAUCAGUUCUACCGCUACAAGAUGCCCCGUCUGAUCGCCAAGGUGGAAGGAAAAGGGAAUGGAAUCAAGACGGUCAUCGUCAACAUGGUCGAUGUUGCAAAGGCGCUGAACAGGCCUCCAACAUACCCGACCAAGUUUUUUGGCUGUGAACUCGGCGCUCAAACCCAGUUCGAUACAAAAAAUGACCGUUACAUCGUCAACGGCUCGCACGAGGCCAACAAGCUGCAGGACAUGCUGGACGGGUUCAUCAGAAAGUUUGUGCUGUGCGCCGAGUGCGACAACCCAGAAACCGACCUGAACGUGAAUCCCAAGAAGCAAACCAUCGGCACGUCCUGCAAGGCGUGCGGCUACCGCGGCAUGCUUGACACCAGGCACAAACUCUGCACCUUCAUCCUCAAAAACCCACCAGAGGCCAGCGACACCGGAUCCACCACCGCCAAGAAGGAGAAAGAGAAGAAGAACCGCAAGAAGGACAAAGAGAACGGCUCCGGAAGCGGAGAGGCAGGAAACCAGGAGAACUUUGACGCUCCCGACGCCGUGGAUGGAGACGACGACGAUGAGGACUGGGGGGAGGAGACCACCAAGGAGGCUCAGAGGAGGCGAAUGGAGGAGAUCAGCGACCACGCCAAGAACUUGACGCUCAGCGAGGAUCUGGAGAAACCUCUGGAGGAGAGAGUCAACCUCUUCUACAACUUUGUCAAACAAAGGAAGGAGAGCGGCGCGGUGGACGCGGCCGACAAGGAGAUCCUGGCCGAGGCCGAGCGUCUGGACGUGAAGGCCAUGGGCCCGCUCAUCCUCAGCGAGCUGCUCUUUGACGAGAACAUCCGCGAGCAGCUCAAGAAGUACAAGCGACACUUCCUGCGGUUCUGCCACAACAACAAGAAGGCCCAGAAGUACCUGCUGGGAGGCUUUGAGUGCGUGGUGAAAUUGCACCAAGUGCAGCUGCUGCAGAGAGUUCCUAUCAUCCUCAAAGACUUGUACGACGCCGACCUCCUGGAGGAGGACGUCAUCUUCGCCUGGGCCGAGAAGGUUUCCAAGAAGUACGUCUCCAAGGAGCUGGCCAAAGAGAUCCACGCCAAGGCGGCGCCGUUCAUCAAGUGGCUGAAGGAGGCCGAGGAGGAGAGCGAGGGCAGCGACCAGGACGACGAGGAGGAUGACGAGAACGUCGAGGUGGUUUAUUCCUCUUCGGCCCGCGAGCUUAAAGUGGAGACGGUGAAAAUGGAAAAGCCGGAAAAGGAAGAUGAAGACAUUGAUAUCGAUGCUAUCUGAGAUGCUCAGAGAAUAAUCUUAAUGAAAAUGAUUCUUUCUUGUUUUUUUUUUGUGGCUUUGACUCACGAUUUUGAAAUGGCUGAACUCAUGAAAUCUUGCCACCCUGUCAACAACACCCUACUCACCCCCGACCCCACCCCUUGCUUUGAGGCAUGUUCACGUAACCUAGCGCCCUAAGCUAACCGACUGCACAGCCACUCUUACGUCACGCCGGCGCGCGUCCGAGCCUU